This is a messenger RNA of Phyllopteryx taeniolatus (common seadragon), 3951 nucleotides long. RefSeq names its product transmembrane and coiled-coil domain protein 3-like. NCBI's taxonomy places the organism in Eukaryota, Metazoa, Chordata, Actinopteri, Syngnathiformes, Syngnathidae. Gene Ontology annotation, cellular component: endomembrane system. The record is from RefSeq and is a predicted model, not a curated record. The transcript has 6 exons. Bases 960 to 2303 code for a protein of 447 amino acids.
UGCAUACUGUAUUAACUUGAUUGAAUUUCACACUUUUGAAUCUUGUUAAUGAUCCGAAACGCAAGUCAAUUGACAAAAGACAUAUUUGACAUGCCUGUUAAGGUUUGCAGGCCUGCCACUAUUUGACCAAAGCGCGAGCUGCCCCUCGUAUUUUGGCCGACACUUCUGAGAAGGCCUUUUUUAAUUGGAUGUGAGCACAAGGGGCCAGUGGCUGUGGACUUUGGCUCCCUUGGCUCCGGGCCCUUGCGACGUACUUCAGGUUCCUGCACUAAAUGUGAUUUUGUGUGUGUGUGUUUGACCCACACCCCGCAGGAUGUUGCCCUCUGAAGCUCCUGGGGCCUCCGACUCAGCGUUUCACCUUAAUCUGUCCUUUUCCUUUUCCCUAAUGAACUUUACCAGUGUCCAACUUUGUGUGCGUGAGCGUGCUCCGAAUUUCAACGUAGCCUUAAUUUAGACGUCGACACUUUAAUGUGCACGCUCAUUUAGCCAAACCGCUUCUUCUAUCCGUCCCCUUCUUUCUUUGGCCGCUUAAUGAAGCGAGCCAGCUGCGUUGCUUAUUCCGUCGCCGUGUUCACAACCGAACUCGUUUGGGUGAAAGUGUCAUUAGCGCCAGUGGAGGGACAUCAACACUCGCACACAUGCACGUAUUGGUUAUGUACAUGGCAUUAAGUAGAGAUUAUGGGCAAAUGAAGCUGUUGUAGCAGAGCGCUGGAGGUUAUCUCUGUUUUUAGUCGCAUAAGAGCACAGGUUGGUGUGCGUACGUGUAUCACUAGCACUCACACAAAUGCAGUCGUUGGCAAAAAACGCAGUGUGAUGGAUUAAAGCCUGCAGAGGUCCAGUGUUAAAAUUCCAUAUUUAUCCCGAGAGCAGCGAGAUAAGAGGGCGAAGAGGGGUCAACUGAUGCAGUGAACUGACUGGCGGAGCGUAGCGGCUGCGAUGUCCUCAGCAUUCCGGUGCCCAUGCGGCGCGGCGGCUCCGAGUCCAACCUGGACGUGGUGGACGGCGUGGGACGCAACGGCGUGGGCCUGGACUUCCACAGGGGGGCGCUGGGCAUCGACAGCCUGCAGCAGAAGAUCCUCAAGGUGACGGAGCAGAUCAAGGUGGAGCAGACGGCGCGGGACCAGAAUGUGGCGGAGUACCUGAAGCUGGUCAAUAACGCCGACAAGCAGCAGGUGCUGCGCAUCCGUCAGGUGUUUGGGAAGAAGAACCAAAAGUCGGCGCACUCCAUCGCCAGGCUCCAGAGGAAGCUGGAGCAGUACCACCGGCGCGCCAGGGACAGCGAGGCCAACGGCAAGCACGGCCACAAGGACGGCGCCCGGGACUCGGGCGGCCACAGCAAGGAGGGCAACCUGCGCGACGUCAGCGCCUCGGGGCGGCACCCCGCUCUGGACAAAGUCAAGACCAUCGGGCCGGGAGUGUCGCUCUCGCCUCCGUUCUUCUUCAACAAGUCGCGCGGCUUCGCCAACCUCAUCCGCAACAGGUACGGCAGCGCCGACAACAUCGCACACCUCAAGAGCAUGGACGCCGGGUCGGGGCUCCACGCCGAGGGCGGCGGCCGGGGCCUGAGCGGCAGCGCCACCACCGUCGCCAAGGCCGGGAAGUACCAGAGCGACGACGAGUGCUCCACCGGAACCUCGGCCUCCGUCGACUCCAACGGCAACCCGGCCGGCGGCUCGGCGGCCGGCUCGGGCGGCGGCGGCGCCAGGUCCGACGGCACCGGGCGGCUGGCGGAGGUCCUGGACGUGGUCCGCGACAUCCGGGAGGCUCAGACCCAGCUGGGAGACGACAUCGAGGCGCUCAACACGCAGUUUAAACGCGACUACGGAUACUUCACGCAGGUGCUGCAGGAGGAGCGGUACAGGUACGAGCGCCUGGAGGACCAGCUGAACGACCUGACGGAGCUCCACCAGCACGAGACCAGCAACCUGAAGCAGGAGCUGGCCAGCAUCGAGGAGAAGGUGGCCUACCAGGCCUACGAGAGGGCGCGGGACAUCCAGGAGGUGCUGGAGUCGUGCCAGACGCGCGUGUCCAAGCUGGAGCUUCAGCAGCAGCAGCAGCAGCAGACGGUGCAGCUGGAGAACUCGGACGCCAAGGUGCUGCUGGGCAAGUGCAUCAACAUCAUGCUGGCCUUCGCCACCGUCAUCCUGGUGUGCGUGUCCACGGCGGCCAAGUUCGCCGCCCCGCUCCUGCGCAGCCGCCUGCGCCUGGCGCUCACCUGCGUGGGCGUGGCCCUGCUGGCGGUGCUGUGGAAGAACUGGGAGCAUUUGCAGCGCUCCGUGGAACGGCUGCUGCUGCCGCACUGAGACCUCGCGCUCGCCGGUGAAGAUCCCAAACAUUUUGCGAGUACUGCGGUGCAUCUGCGUGUCGCCAUAGAGACACCAGAUGACGAGGAGUUUACACAUCGCCUUUUACACCAGCACUUGUUCCCGGCGUGUGCCGGGACGCAACGAAACUCCACAAACGGACGUCCCCAAAGAAGCCCAAGACGGAGCUGGUCACAACGCUGCCUUCAGGGUACGUGGGGAAAAGAGAAACUUCGCACACCACCUGCCAUCUUUUCUUUGCGGGGAAAUGGAAAGAUGAAUUUGUGCAUCUCGGUCAGAGUUUCACAAACUCUAUUGAGCCAAAGCACAUAUUUUUUUCUUUUUAGCAUUAAGCUAAUCAGACUUUGAUAAACUUUAACGCUAUUUGGUUGUUGGAAAUGCACAGUGUGUCGUUCGCUUCGUUUUCUGUUUAGUUUGUACUCUUAUCUCAAUUUUCCGCGCGCAAGUCAAAGCAAACGACUGGCCGAACGACGCCUCAUAUCUUGAAAAACUCCUAGGUCGGGUGACUCGUAUCUCAAGGCACCGCUGUACACGGAAAUGAUAACAAAGUCCCAAUUUGGUCUCAAAUUGAAGUUCAUUAUGCACCUUCUUCCAUCAAGUGGAAACGCAUUGAACUGUGCUGCCUGUCACUAUGCGUCGCUGGCAUAGAUAGAUGAACACAAGCUCCAGAAAGGUUCACUAAUUUCAUCCGUUUAUUGUAUUUUUGUCUGUUUUGUGUCGAAUUACUGGGCUUUCUGUGUGUAACAUUAUUCGCAUGGCAUCGGGCAACUGCUACGAUGUGAUGCGAUGCACUGACAUGUUUUAUGAACCUUGAAAAUUAUGAUGCAGCAUCCACAAUUCACAAGUCAUCAUUUUCUCAUAUGCUAAUGUGCACAGGAACGGCAUUUAAUAUUUCCCAAAUGGUCAAUCCGUUCCUUUACACUGUCAAGAAUUUUAUGAAAUGUUUCAUGUUUUUUGGGGGUAAAACAAAACAAAGCAAAACAAAACAAAACACAUGCCGGUGAACGGCCUUGAAUGACAUUUUGUGCUGCAUUCAAGCGCAGCAGGAACAGCAGCACCAACGGUUCAAAGCGUUCCCAACUGCCGCAUAUUUUUAAAAAUAAUUGCUACCAGGUUGUUUUUUUGUGUCUUUUUUUUUGCACUCAUGACUUGAAGACUCUCCAAUCCCUAAAGGAGAGGCCGAGAGGAUGAAGUUUGUUGUAAAAUGGUGACGCCUCACCGAUCCCAAGUGGCCUUCACCACUUCAGAUUUGAGUGCAAACGUCCUGUCGUGUUCCGCGUGACCCGAAUGCAGCGUCGUGCGCGUGUGUGGAUGACGGAUGGAGGCGGACUGUAGCGCUCGAACCAGAUAUCACUGUGAAGAUGAUGGGGCUGUGACCCUUUGUUUUUGUCCCUUGUAAAGGCCAAAUAUGAAUAAAUAUGUGGGAUUGUAAUCAGGCAUUUAUGACUUUUAAGAUUUUUUUUUUUUUUCCUAAAUCUGUCUCUGUUGAUAUUCCACAGCAUGUCUUUGUUUUUUAAUGAGAAACAUGUGUUUCCAAAAAUGUCCUUGAUGUAUUUUUGGUAAAGAGCACUACAAAGCAUCAUUAGGAAUUGAAAUAAAAUGACAUCGCACGCCCUGUAAACGCAAA